This is a messenger RNA of Neoarthrinium moseri, 1263 nucleotides long. RefSeq lists its product as uncharacterized. The transcript has 4 exons. Gene Ontology annotation, molecular function: dTDP-glucose 4,6-dehydratase activity. Lineage: Eukaryota; Fungi; Ascomycota; Sordariomycetes; Amphisphaeriales; Apiosporaceae. The record is from RefSeq and is a predicted model, not a curated record. Gene Ontology annotation, biological process: nucleotide-sugar metabolic process. Bases 1 to 1263 code for a protein of 420 amino acids.
AUGACUGUCGCAACCAAUGGAAACCACCCUGCUACCGCAAAUGGCACCAAUGGGUACUAUCACGAUUCCGGCAUCUGGAAAGACGCACCGGUGCUUACCGGCAGCACCAAGUUUGAGCCUUUGCCGGAUGUCAAGAAUAUCAUGAUCACCGGUGGAGCCGGAUUCAUUGCGUGUUGGUUGGUUCGCCAUUUGACCGUGACAUAUCCCAACGCCUACAACAUUGUGUCUUUUGACAAGCUGGACUACUGCGCAUCGCUAAACAACACACGAAUGCUCAAUGAAAAGCGGAACUUCACAUUCUACCAUGGUGAUAUCACCAACCCAAAGGAGGUGCUCGAAUGUAUGGAACGUUACAAUAUCGACACCGUCUUUCACUUCGCAGCUCAGUCACAUGUCGACCUGAGUUUCGGCAACUCCUACGGAUUCACGCACACAAAUGUGUAUGGAACCCAUGUUAUGCUCGAGAGUGCGAAGAAGGUCGGGAUCAAACGAUUCAUCCACAUUUCGACAGACGAGGUCUACGGCGAAGUGAAGGAUGACGAUGAUGACCUUCUGGAGACUAGCAUCCUGGCACCCACCAACCCAUAUGCUGCUAGCAAAGCCGCCGCGGAAAUGCUUGUACACUCUUACAUGAAGAGUUUCAAGCUUCCAGUCAUUAUCGUACGCAGUAACAACGUCUACGGCCCACACCAGUUCCCCGAGAAGAUCAUCCCCAAGUUUACCUCUCUCCUUCACCGUGGUAGGCCUGUGGUCCUCCACGGGGACGGCAGUCCUACUCGUAGAUAUCUCUUUGCGGGAGAUGCGGCUGAUGCCUUUGACACAAUUCUUCACAAAGGUACACUCGGCCACGUCUACAACGUUGGCUCCUACGACGAGAUCUCCAACAUGGAGCUAUGCGUCAGGCUUCUGAAGGAGAUGGGGAUCCCCAACGACACCAAGGCCGACUUUGACAAGUGGGUGAAAUACACCCAUGACAGACCAUUCAACGACCACCGUUAUGCAGUUGACGGCACGAAGCUUCGGCAGCUGGGCUGGGAUCAGAAGACGCCGUUCGAGAAGGGUUUGAAGAUCACGGUGGACUGGUACAGGGUAUAUGGAGAGAAGUGGUGGGGUAACAUCAGCAGUGUACUCAGCCCCUUCCCAAUCGUCGAUAGGACAGGCGAAGCGCCUGAGGUCGUAUCGGAUCACGAAGAGAUUAGCGAGCAACCUCAACCGGCAAAGGACAGGGCCAGCACAUUCAGCCCUGCUCAGGAAGUGGUUUGA